Messenger RNA from Solanum stenotomum, 825 nucleotides. RefSeq lists its product as uncharacterized. Bases 47 to 550 code for a protein of 167 amino acids. The record is from RefSeq and is a predicted model, not a curated record. NCBI's taxonomy places the organism in Eukaryota, Viridiplantae, Streptophyta, Magnoliopsida, Solanales, Solanaceae. The transcript is spliced from 2 exons.
AAGAAAAAAAACCAGAGAGAUAGAAGCAGAGUUCAGUCAGUUAAGAAUGACUUCCAGGCAAGUUCAACUGAAAAUGCAAUUUCAAAGUACCAGAAAAGGGGAUCUCGAAACAAUCGAAUCCUAUGUGAAUAAAUUGAAAUCCAUAGCCAAUUCUCUAGCAGAAAUCGACAGUCCGAUCUCAGAUUUAGACAUGGUGUUGCAACUUCUUGCUGGUUUGCCUAUUGAAUACUUGCCCCUCAAAAACACAAUAUCAUCAAAGUGGCCUCUACCCACUUUUCAAGACGCUUGUUCCAUGGUCUACAUGCAAGAGGACAUAUUAUUACAGGAUCAUGAGCAAUCGUCUGGUUUUUGUACCAAAGAUACGUUCUAUACUGUAGUGGAUACAGUGGGUGUUGUUGUUGGUGCAGUUGGUGCAGUAGGUACUAUCUGCGCUGGAGUUGGUGCAUUGGGUACUGCCGCUGGUGCAGUUAUUACUGUGAAUGCAUCCAGGAUAAUUGUAGGUAGUGCAAUAACUGCCGUGGCUGGCUGGAAAAUUUGGCAACGCAAGUAAUUGAUUUCUUGUACGGUCACUUGUUGAAUUGCUACUUCUGUUUAAAGUUUGUCUUGAGUGUAGCUGAAGUUCUACCCAAACUUUCCUUAUGUUUUGUAAUAUUUUGAUUUUCCUUUCGAGGUGUGUAUGGUAUGGAGGUACGUACAUCUUUUGGUAAGUGAUCAACUACUCUCAAUCAAACUUCCAUUUACAUGUAUUCAUACAAACAUAGGUAAGAAGUGUAAAUAAUAAUGCAAUUGUGUUGAUGUUGUCAUUGAAAUCAAGAGAAAAUUAUC